Messenger RNA from Penicillium bovifimosum, 672 nucleotides. RefSeq lists its product as uncharacterized. Bases 1 to 672 code for a protein of 223 amino acids. Lineage: Eukaryota; Fungi; Ascomycota; Eurotiomycetes; Eurotiales; Aspergillaceae. The record is from RefSeq and is a predicted model, not a curated record. The transcript has a single exon.
AUGAACCCCCAUCCACAAUUCGACCCGGCCACCAUGAUCGGUCUAGCCGGUGCCUCACCAGGAAGACCAAACGACAACUUCGACAUCUUCGAAUGGUACCCCCGCUACCAAAGCUGCCAACGCUACUUCCUAGACCACGCCCAACACAGCGUCCCCGUCCAAGCCCUCUCUGCGUUCCUAAACAUCCGCCUCCCAUUCCAACGCCAACCACACCCAGUCUACAACUCAACCUCACCAUCCUCAUCCUCCUCCGCCAACCACGUCCCCCAACCCGACACCCAACCACCAGGUCCCCCCUCCAUCUCCCUGAUCCCCUACAUCCGCCGCCUAGUCGCAACAGGCAUGGACUUCCCCGGCGUUCUACACGGCUUCUUUGGCGACGACUGGGGCAAUGGCGUAGGCCCUAUGCACGAACAAGAGCGCCGCAACUAUCUCUUCGCCGCGAAAAGUGGUGGCUGGGCCUCGGUGAAAAAGGACUACGACAUGCCACCGCUGGAAACUAUCCCUUUCCUCCGUCCGUUGCAGGGUCCCCUCGACGCCGAGAUCGAGGCUGCCGAGCGCAGCUGGAGUGAAUGGCUUGCUAUGGAGGACUGGAUGGUUGGGCCCCGGGCGCCGGAUAUCCUGCACGAUUCGUCCUCGCAGAAUUCGCGUCCAAGGAGUGCGCGCGGAUGA